Molecule: messenger RNA, 2061 nt
Organism: Apiotrichum porosum
Lineage: Eukaryota; Fungi; Basidiomycota; Tremellomycetes; Trichosporonales; Trichosporonaceae
Exons: 4
Coding region: 1-2061 (686 amino acids)
Source: RefSeq, a predicted model, not a curated record
AUGCCUCCUUCCCAGCCACCAACCACCGGCAACAACCGUCACACUAUUUCCCCUCCCACUUCCACUCGCCAGCGACCCUCUCGUCGCCACUCUCCCGCCAGCUCUCCAUGUGACGGAAAGGUGCCGCAGUCCAAGUUAGACAUGGGCAGCAUCAAGUACGACGCAUACCUUUCACCCCUUUUCGUGGCGCUCCAAGCGGUUGCGGACGUGAUCGUGCAGGUCACCGCCCGCAAGUUCAUCGCCUUCAGCAACAAGCGCGGCCGCCGCCCCAACAAUCCCGAGUACCUCGCCCUCCGCCGCGAGAUCCUCGAGGAGAACAAGGAACUCUUUGCCUUGCGCGACCGCAAGCGCCAAGAGUUCUACGACCUCCUCCAUCGGCUUGCAACCCUCCGCCAAGAGGGAGCCAGGCGCCGUGCCGCCAAGCUCGCCGCCGCCAACCCUGCCGCCGCCGCUGCUGCCGCCUUGUCCGCUGCGCGUUUCGCCACAUACCUGCGAGCGCUCAAGGCUCUCGGCCUCCCGUACAGUGCCGAGCGACGAGGCAUCACCCCGCGCAUGUGGGUCGACCCGCUCGUCAACGUCGACGCGCGAGACGGCGACGGCCGCGAGCUCGACAUCGAGGGCUGGCGCGAGUGGUUCCUCUCGCGGCGAGAAGGCACCGAGCUCGUCAUCUCGGCCGCUCAGCCGGUGGCCAACCACCUCACGCGCUUGCUCGACGCCGAGCAGCUGCGCGAGUACAUGGAUGGUCGCUUUGGCGAGUACAACGCCGCCCGCCGUGGUAUCUCGAUGGCCACCUUCUCGCCCGCCCUGAGCGCUGUCGAGCUGCUCCAGCGGAUGGGAUCGGAGGACCAGUACAUGGCUGAGGAGUAUCGCCUCGCCCACUGCCCAAGGUGUGACCGCCGUACCGUCGUGGUUGGCGAGGCGUGGAGCCAUGUCUGCCCUGUUGACGCUGGGGCAAACGACGAGGGUGUCCUCGACUGCAUUCGGGACCAGAACGCGCUCCGAGGCGAAUCGGCAACUCGCCCAUUCCGCUUCGCGUUCGAGGCUUUGGACUCCGGCAACGGCGAAUGGUUCAAGGACAAAACCGCGCCGUUCGGCCUCGAGCAGGUCAUCUGGCCCAAGCUUCGGAUGGGAGGCGAGUGGGAGUACCUCGGCUUCUUCAAGAUCAUCGGCGACACCAACCUCAACAUGCCGAUCCUUGUCGAGGCCGAGUCAACUCCCCUCUUCAUCGCCUUCAACGCCAUCGGCAGGCUGUUCUCCGCCACACUGUGCUCCCUGCCCGACCUUGACGUCGUGCCUCUCAGGCGACCGAUGACCACUCUACCCUCUGUCAUCGCCGCCCUGAUCGAUGCGGACAAUGGGUCCGGACAGGGCCUCAUCGAGCACAAGUGCAACAAGGAGGACUGCCACUGGCGGGCGCUGUACAAGCCGCCCACCUACCAACACUUCUGUGUUGGUGCCGACGGCGCGCCCCUCAAGCUCGCCAGCAACAACCAGCGCAAGAUCAAGCACGUCGCAACUUGCCGGCAGAUCGAUUCGUUCGUCGAUCUGCCCAGGCUGUACAAGUCUUUCCUCUGGGCCGACUUCCACUAUGCGGGCAUCCGCUCGGGCAUGACCCUCGACCUGUUCGCGUACGGCAGCCCCUCGCCUGUGCCCUCAACAUCACUUCGGACCCCCUUCUCUGCGUCUCCUUCGAUCUCCUCGACCCGUUCCCCGCCCUCGACCUUCACCUCCUCCUUUACUUACAAGAGGUGGAAGCCCCGACCCGUGCGUCCACCCCGAAUGGAGGUCCUGUCGGAUCCGGAAUUCUCGGGCUGCGAGCCUAUCGAGAUCAACGAGGCGUGUCGCCUCGUCGACCAGCACUAUUCCCUCCAUGUCCCCACUAUUGCCAAGGUGGCCGAGGACGUGCGCUUAUCCAACAAGCUAUGGCGAGGCCGACAGAAAGUCGAACGCCAGCAACCACGCGAUCGCACAGCGCGCCGAGAGGAAGAACCAGAAGUCUCCGCUAGUCGGAGCGCAGGGGAGAAACACAAGCGCGAGGGCCAGCGCGAGCCACCACGAUGA